Molecule: messenger RNA, 690 nt
Organism: Babesia bigemina
Lineage: Eukaryota; Apicomplexa; Aconoidasida; Piroplasmida; Babesiidae
Exons: 5
Coding region: 1-690 (229 amino acids)
Biological process (GO): DNA-templated transcription
Source: RefSeq, a predicted model, not a curated record
AUGGCACAGCUACCGUGGUCAGUUGUCACCGCGCGACCCGUGACCUUCGGCAAAGCCCGGCUAGCGGCCGAAAAGUGUUCACAGGGAAUCGCGCAACAAAUCGACAAUAAGCCACUUAAGAUGCGAUUAACGUCCAUGUUACAAGCGUUCGCCGAGGCUAUGCAAGAAUGCGAGAACAGCGAGGAGCUCAGAAACGUGACCAGCCACGUGCCAGGCAUGUCCAUGGUCAAAGCGAAGGGGGUGGUGCAAAUACAUCCGUCCUUUCUCGGGAACGCUUUGAAGGGCGUCUACACAUACCUCUCGAACUUCCUUAUGCAGUACAAUGAAGAACUGGGCGGCAUAUGGCUCACCUGCGGCAAGAUUCGCCAGCAGGACGAAUGUGGCUACGUCACAGACGGGGACUGCUUCGGCGUACUCUCGCUGAGCGUCACGCUUAAAAUGGUCGUCUUCUACCCGUUCAGCAGAAGCGUGAUCGGCAAGGUGGCCAGAGUCUCUGCGCACAGGGCGUCGCUCCUGGUCUACGGCAUAUUCGGCGUCACCGUCCGCUCCGUCGACGAGGCAAGUGAGGAGCACCACGAAUUGACCGAGGGAUCUUUGGUGGACGUAGAAGUCGACGACGUGAAAAUUCUGCCCAAAAACAAAUGGGUCAUGCUCGCCACUGCCGUGGAACGCGUUAAACUUAUUACGUAG